This is a messenger RNA of Molossus molossus (Pallas's mastiff bat), 2986 nucleotides long. It is a transcript of the gene SAMD4B, whose product is annotated as sterile alpha motif domain containing 4B. Gene Ontology annotation, molecular function: protein binding; translation repressor activity; mRNA binding. Lineage: Eukaryota; Metazoa; Chordata; Mammalia; Chiroptera; Molossidae. Bases 251 to 2338 code for a protein of 695 amino acids. Gene Ontology annotation, biological process: negative regulation of translation; regulation of mRNA stability; nuclear-transcribed mRNA poly(A) tail shortening. The record is from RefSeq and is a predicted model, not a curated record. Gene Ontology annotation, cellular component: P-body. The transcript is spliced from 13 exons.
UUUAAGUCUUUUAAUCGAUUUUGACCUUAUUCUUGUGUAUGAUGAGCCUGGAGAGGUGUGGCUGGACCAAGACCUCCCCCGAUGUGAGCAGGUUUCCUCCUCCCCCUACCACCUAUUGCCACCACGCCAGGGGACAUCCUCAAGCCCUGGCCUUCAGGGAAGAGGUAACAGGAGCCCGGAGCCGAGACCAUGUGACGGCGCUGGCCCUCGCCACCGCCGUCCCCCCCACCCUGGCCCCAGGCCCGGCACCAUGAUGUUCCGAGACCAGGUGGGCAUCCUCGCUGGCUGGUUCAAGGGCUGGAAUGAGUGUGAGCAGACAGUGGCCCUGCUGUCACUUCUGAAGCGGGUCACCCGCACCCAGGCCCGCUUCCUGCAGCUCUGCCUGGAGCACUCCCUGGCGGACUGCAAUGACAUCCACCUGCUGGAGUCGGAGGCCAACAGUGCUGCCAUCGUCAGCCAGUGGCAGCAGGAGUCCAAAGAGAAGGUGGUGUCCCUCCUGCUGUCCCACCUGCCCCUGCUUCAGCCACGCAACACAGAGGCCAAGUCGGAGUACAUGAGGCUGCUGCAAAAAGUGUUGGCCUACUCAAUCGAGAGCAAUGCCUUCAUCGAGGAGAGCCGCCAGCUGCUCUCUUAUGCCCUCAUCCACCCAGCCACCACACUGGAGGACCGCAACUCACUAGCCCUCUGGCUGAGCCACCUGGAAGAGCGGCUGGCUAGCGGCUUCCGCACCCGGCCUGAGCCCACUUACCACUCACGCCAGGGCUCAGAUGAGUGGGGGGGACCUGCAGAGCUGGGCCCUGGGGAGGCAGGGCCAGGCUGGCAGGACAAGCCACCCAGGGAAAAUGGACAUGUUCCCUUCCACCCACCCAGCUCCGUGCCGCCAGUUAUCAACAGUAUCGGGAGCAACGCAAAUGCAGGUCUCCCCUGCCAAAUUCACCCCAGCCCGCUGAAGCGCUCCAUGUCGCUCAUUCCCACAAGCCCCCAGGCUCCUGGUGAGUGGCCAAGUUCGGAGGAGCUCGGGGCCCGGGCUGCUUUCACCACGCCCGACCACGCACCCCUCUCACCCCAGAGCAGCGUGGCCUCCUCUGGCAGUGAGCAGACGGAGGAGCAGGGCUCCAACCGGAACACUUUCCAGGAGGAUGGCAGUGGCAUGAAAGAUGUGCCCUCAUGGCUCAAGAGCCUCCGCUUGCACAAGUACGCAGCUCUCUUCUCACAGAUGAGCUACGAGGAGAUGAUGACACUGACUGAGCAGCAUCUGGAGUCUCAGAAUGUCACCAAAGGUGCCCGCCACAAGAUAGCCCUGAGCAUCCAGAAGCUGCGUGAGAGGCAGAGUGUCCUCAAGUCCCUGGAGAAGGAUGUGCUGGAAGGAGGAAACCUACGAAACGCUCUGCAGGAGCUGCAACAGAUUAUCAUCACCCCUAUCAAGGCCUACAGUGUCCUCCAGGCCACUGUGGCCACCGCCGCCACCACCACCUCUACUGCCAAGGAUGUGGGCCGGGGGGAGCCAUUGCUGCCAGGUGCUGAGCCUCCUGUGGCUCAUCCCAGCACAGACAAGGGCACUGAGGCCAAGGACCCUCCAGCUGCAGAGAGCUACCCGCCUCCACCAGCUCCAGUUCCCACUGAUGGUAGUGAGCCAGCCCCGGCUCCUGUCGCUGAUGGAGACAUCCCCAGCCAGUUUACACGGGUGAUGGGCAAAGUGUGUACCCAGCUGCUGGUGUCCCGACCAGACGAGGAGAACAUCACCAGUUACCUCCAGCUCAUCGAAAAGUGCCUGACCCAUGAGGCUUUCACGGAGACGCAGAAAAAACGGCUGCUGUCCUGGAAACAGCAAGUGCUGAAGCUCCUCCGGACCUUCCCUCGCAAAGCUGCACUAGAGAUGCAGAACUACCGGCAGCAGAAAAGCUGGGCGUUUGGCUCCAACUCACUCCCCAUAGCUGGCUCUGUGGGGAUGGGGGUGGCCCGGCGGACCCAGCGGCAGUUCCCAAUGCCUCCCCGGGCCCUUCCACCUGGCAGAAUGGGCCUUCUGAGCCCCUCGGGCAUUGGGGGCAUCUCCCCCAGACAUGCCCUCACCAGCCCCAGCCUUGGGGGCCAGGGCCGACAGAACCUAUGGUUUGCCAACCCUGGAGGCAGUAACAGCAUGCCCAGCCAGAGCCGCAGCUCUGUACAGCGCACCCACUCGCUCCCAGUCCACUCCUCGCCCCAGGCCAUUCUCAUGUUCCCUCCAGACUGUCCGGUCCCUGGACCUGACCUGGAGAUCAAUCCCACUCUGGAGUCUCUGUGUCUGAGCAUGACAGAACACGCCUUGGGUGAUGGGACUGACAAAACUUCCACCAUCUGACGGGACCCACAGCCCAGCGCACCCAUAGGCUCCCCGGGCGGCGGGCGGGGGCCAACCCCCAACGGGCUUCUCUGCAACAGCGAGAGGGUGGGCUGGCUCAGCUAUACAUUCUAAUAUUUUUCUACUCUCUCAUCCUUUUAACUUUUGUUUAACAUCGGCACACGCCUUGCUCACUCCCAGGCCCAUUGAGGGAUCUCUGCUAAGGCCCUGGGAGGUAGGGGGCAGCCAGAAUAAAGGGGGCAGGAACUUGGCCAGCCUGCCUGCCCCCUCCUAUCCUCCCUCAUCUCCCACCUGGCCCCAUCCCACUCCUGCCUCCUCCAGACUGCUCACUACCUGCUCCUCCUGAGGGAGCAGCCUCCCCCAAGACUUACCCACUAUCUUGUGGGGCCUGCUCAGAACCAUCUGACAUUUGGGGAGAGACAAGCAGGAUAGAAACCUGCUCUCCUAAAUGUUAUUUUGAGAGGCGCUAAGGAGAAGGCAGGUGAGGAGAGGAAACUUUCUCCUUGACACCUUCUUCUCCUUCCCCAUUCCCAUCAUUCCCUGAGGACAGGAGCCACCCUCUUCUCACUCACCUCCUUUUGCCCUGUUUAUCAGAGGUUCUCUACAAUUAAUUUCUUAGGUCUAUUUAAGAUACAUAUUUAUAUAGUU